This is a messenger RNA of Lodderomyces oxycetoniae, 1998 nucleotides long. RefSeq names its product linker nucleoporin (gene NUP82). The coding region runs from base 1 to 1998 and encodes 665 amino acids. Gene Ontology annotation, molecular function: structural constituent of nuclear pore. NCBI's taxonomy places the organism in Eukaryota, Fungi, Ascomycota, Pichiomycetes, Serinales, Debaryomycetaceae. Gene Ontology annotation, biological process: protein import into nucleus; ribosomal small subunit export from nucleus; ribosomal large subunit export from nucleus. Gene Ontology annotation, cellular component: nuclear pore. The record is from RefSeq and is a predicted model, not a curated record. The transcript has a single exon.
AUGAAUGAGUCGAGUACGUUGUUGGCGGUUGUUGGAGAAUCAAAUGUUGAUAUCGUGGUAUUACCUACACCGCAUCUUGAGACCCAGCAGAGUUCUGCAUAUGUUGAUACGACAAGUUAUAGAGUCCAAAUUCCGGGCAAGAUCAGGAAAUGUAUAUGGCAGUCCAUAUGCGCCAACGAUUCAAUGUUUGUUGUGUUGAAUGAUAAUUCUGAAAUUUUUGGAUUUGAUAUUUUGAAGUCAACAAAGAUACCGCAAAUCCGUAUCAAGAUUGAAAAUGAAAAAAUAAACUCAAUAACUUUUGGUUCUAGAAGCAAAAUCGGCGAUGGAUUGAGAAUCUUUGCUAGCACAGAUGAUAAAAUAUUUGCAUUGAAUUUUUACCACAAGGGUACCAAAAUCGCAGUCUCCGAAGGUGCAGUCGAUUUAGCUAUCGUUGAUUCUCAAACGGUUAUCUCGUUGAUAAUAGAUAAAUUUGGUGAUGAUCCUAAAAACUCGUAUCUACUUCGACUGGCUUUGGAACAACUCAAUUUAUAUAAAUCGUUUAAAAAUCAGUUGAGGCAUAAUGUAAGAGAAGUAAGAGGAACGGGCUCUGAUGAGCCAUACGAGUUAUUUAAAGUAGAUUUAAAUUUUUUAAACUCGAGCCAAAUUGAUUAUUCUCCAAAUACAGUAGCAAAUUUUGGAGCCGAUGAUCUAAUAUCGUUUGGAGGCAAUGAACAAGUGACGUUACUCGCAAUGAUAAAAAAUAAUACCAUUUCAUACUUUAUCAAUAUUCUAGAUUGUGGAUUUAUCAAGCACGAGGAACCAGCAGGAGCAAAUUAUACUAAGCCAAAGAAAGGAUUUGGUUUUGUUGAUACUUUUGAUGAAGUCAAUGCAGAAAACAUAUUCUGGGAAAAUGAAUUGUGUGUCCUUGAUUAUUUACAAUCGGACAAACUACCAGCUAAAGGAGGAGGAGGAGGAGGAGCAUGCAUUUUACAAAACAUAAAUAACUGUGAUAACAAGUUUGUUGCCGUGAUUGACUCAGAUAUAGUUGUGGUGGACUGUGCCUGGGUUGAGGAUUUCUUGUCAGAAUUGCAAAAUGAUGUAAAAUAUGAUUUUAGCCCUCACAAAAUCAGACCGACUUAUAACUUGCUUUCGUCAGGAGAUGAUCUUCAAGGUUUUGCGUUUGUUAAUAAAUUUCAACAGGAAAUUGUCAUUGUUGUUAGAGAACAAUUGGAACUUGUGAAAUUAACCACAGAGCCAGAAGAGGAGAAAAAAUUGAUUGCCGCUGGUGAUCAACCCAAGACUAAAGAUUCUUCAAGGAUUGUGCCACAGUCACAACUAGAUACAACCACGCUAUUUACAGAACCUUUUGCUGAAAUUGAAGAAUAUUUACGCAAACUCAAAGUCUCAACUAUUGUUAGCUCCACAAAGGCAACUAAUCUCAAUCCAGCAAUUGAAAACUUGGAAGAACUCAAUAAGAUCUCUCAAGUGACUAAUAGCAUAAUUUCUAACUAUACGGUUUUUGCGGUGAAAUUGCAAUCGCGUGUUAUAACCCAGUUGCAAUCAGUUAAACUUCAAUUUGAACGACUACAAUCUAUUUCCAGUAUAAAGCCCUACAAUGAAAAACACAGUGAUAGAAUUUGCAAGCUCUUUGAGCGACAAAAACAAUUGGAUUUGAAAAUGAAGGUGAUACAAGAUAAAAUUAGUGACCAAUUCUACAAAGCGAAAGAUCUUCCAUUGUCUGUAGCGGAGAAAAAGUACUUUGAGGAGAUUAAUACAUGUAACAAAACGUCGAAAGAGUUGGUUAGGAAAUUGGAUGAGUAUAAGGAGCAAGUGGAAAGAAUUAAUAAAGAAAAAGAAAAACUCAGCACAAACAAGGAAGAAGAAAAGAAAGAAGAAAACGAACAAGUAUUACAAACAUUGCAAUUAGAACAAAAAGUGAAGAGGUUGAUUGUCUGGUUGAAAUCACAGGAUGCAGAUAUUAAUGAUAUGAUGAAGAAGGUAAAGAUUGCUGUGCAAUGA